Electrophorus electricus (electric eel) is the source of this 1232-nucleotide messenger RNA. NCBI's taxonomy places the organism in Eukaryota, Metazoa, Chordata, Actinopteri, Gymnotiformes, Gymnotidae. The record is from RefSeq and is a predicted model, not a curated record.
AUGGAGCGAGAACAAAUGCCGGAGCGUGCUGAUGACAGCGGCGAUAGCGACCGACAGGAUGAAAGGCCACAAGUGGUGGUCCUAAAGGAGGGUGACCUAAGCGCAGAAGAGGUCAUGCAAAUAAAGAAAGAAAUUAACGUGGGGAAGAAAGAUGAACAACCUCAAGCUGAUGGGAAAAUCAUAUUUAAGAAACCCAUAAAAUGCUCCUUUGACAAGUUUGGAGGUAUUACUGCUAGCUCUGACAAGAGAAAGAAGAGUGAAAUUACAGAGAAGAAGAAAGCAGGGUCAGGGGUGAAAGUACAAAACAAAAGUUUAUUAUCCUUUGGUGGUGGCGAUGAUGACGAGGACGAAUGAUGCAUUCAGUCUUUCACAAAGCAGCUGUACCGGACCUGGGGCAAGUUUCUUAAAAGUAUAACUAACACCAUAUUACAGCAGAUAAAGUAUUAUUGAUAAAUGUUAUUUUGAUGUUGUUAAGCUUCCAAGAAACUCAAAACACAUUAUCAUCAUUAUAAAUUAUGAAGGCUUUUAGAGACUAGCCUUUUUUUCUACUCAGAUUUGUCUUUUACAAUUACAAAAGCGGAAUAUCAGGACAUAUUUCAACAACUUUUAAGUUUUUAAGUUUAUAGAUUUUUUUUUUGUACUUAGUACCUUUUGUCCAGCUUUAGUUAUUGGUACUUGGAAGCUUGUAGUAUCAGAAGCAUAGAUAAUGGAAAUGGGAAAUCCUACACAUAUGUGGACCUCACGAAGACUAGUGACCACUUUGUGGAAGCUAAUGGGGAUCCAAAUAACAACAGCAAUAUUCAUAAUCAGUUAGCCUACCAUUGUUUCUUUCAUCAGUGACACUUUACAUUAUUUUACUAUUUUCACGAUUAGGUGUCUAACAAACCAUUAGUAAUUUUAACAAUAUAAUUGAAAUCAUCAGCAUUUUGCAGUUUCAUGGAACAUAAUCUGUUUUUCCUUUUUGUCUCCAAGUGUUCUCCAUAACCUCUUCACUAUUAAUUUUUGAUGCCAGGAAGUGCAUAAGGGUUUACAAGUUAAUUACAAAGUUAAUUAGUUAACAAUAUUCUUGGAUUAAUAUUCCUAAAUUAAUGGUAUGUUUAAUGUUAUCAAACUAAUGUUAGUUAAGAGAAUCUUAACGUGAGGUGUUACCCUUUUCUCUGUACAUACCACAAUAUAAAACAAAACAUUCAGCAAAUGCUUGGUUUCAUAAAAUAAAAAACCCACCAAAAUAA